AUAUAGGUUUCGUAGCUUGUCCCAUUGGUUUUCUUCUCUACCAAAGUCUAGAAUUUGGUUUUUCGUGUGAUAUUUAUUUCUGUAGGCCGAGCUAAUUUUUUUCGUUUCUUGGAAGAUAUUCAUGGUUGGAUCAGUGACGAGAGUAAAUCUUUGAUCUUGGAGUGGAAAACUAAUCAGAAAAUUUUACUUCUCUUUUCCUGUUCCAUCUGGGAUUUUUCUGGAGGUAGAGUGAGUAUAAGAUUUCUCUUUGAUCAAUUCUGCAACGGGGCAGAAAGAUCUUGGUCUAAAUUCUAUUUUAAACUGAACCAAAAAUCUCCCCAAAUCUCGCUCCUGAGAUCUAAUCUUUAAAUCCGAAGUUGAGUUCCUUCAUGUACCCUUUCUUCCGGGUCUUUUUCCCCAAUUAUUUUACCGAAUUUGUUUGGUUUUCUUUUAAAUGAUUUUAUAUUGAUAACCCUAACCUUACCUCUGCGUCUCAUUCGAAUUCGGGCAAAAUUUGUUUUGUUGCUGUUAUAUACAUAUAUUAAUCUACCCAUCUCGUUAAUCACUCUCUCUCGCUCUCUCUCUCUCUCUCUCUCUCUCAUAAUCUAUCACUCUCUCCUUUGACUUUAAAAGGGAUGACAAAUAGCCACCAUCCAAAAGGAUUAAUCAAAUGCCAUCCUCCCACCACCACCACCUCCAGCUCCAUUUGUCUGCUGCUUGCAUAAACACGACAAAAGCCUUUUUUUUGCUUCCACUUUUGAGAGAUUCAAGGGCUCGGUAUCUGGGAUUGGAUUAGUUGCUCAUGUAUAUGUUGGUUUAAUGCCUGGUUACCACCUCUUGGAUCCUCUUUUGGCUGAUAUCUCUAGAAACUCUGAUCUUUCGUUCUGGAGGAAGCAGAAGAGGCAUGAAAUGUUGAGAUGUUGAAUCACCCCAUUCGUAUACUUCUGCAGAACAUGUGCUUCUGAUCAAUGUCAUGAGACACCAUGACAAUGAGUUUCAUUUGUUGAAGCCAGACAGUGAGGCUACUUGUGAAGUGACAGAUGAUCUUAAAGCAACUCUAUGUAAAAUUGAGCCUGAAGAUAUAGUCGACUCCAACUAGUUUCAUGGAUAAUGAAGCUUCAAUUAAUAGAAAUCAGUUCGAUCCCGAAUUUACAGAUGCUUUGCUUCGUAAUCCAGCAGGCAGUACUGGAUCAGUUGAAGAAGAAGAAAAAUUAUACCCAGAAAAAUCUGUUACAAAAGUUAAACCCAUUGAGAUAAUAAUUUUCUCCAAAGAUGACACAUGCUCAGUUGUGAAAGACAUGUGCAUAGAGGAAGGUUCAUCCUCUCUUGAGAAAGUUCUGUUAGAGAAUAAAGAGGUCAGUGAGAUGUCUUUUUCAAUGAUAAAUAUGAACAGUGAUGUGAAUGGACAAAUGACAGAUAAUGCUGCACCCGCCACACAAGAUUCAAAGUUCAUCUCAGCAGUUGAUAAGGUUGUUGAGGAACAAAACUAUUCUUGGAGCUUAUCUGUAGCUGGAGAGAAACCGAACACAGUUGACCAAGUUAAAAGUAAUAGUUCCGUUCUGAAGUUGAGUUCAGAAUUAUUGCUCUCAGCAGGAGAGUCCGAGACAGAUCACAAUCAUGUAGUUCCAACAAGUUUUGACUUCAGUAGUGAUCGGAGACACUGUAUUGAUGAAGCGAACAUUGAGCAGAAUAAAAUCGAAGACACAUGCUCCACAAUGACAACUUUGCCAUUUAGUGAUGUUGAGCCUGAUAAAAGCAAUGUGGUAAAAGAAAAUUCUACUAGUGAUAUGUCAAAGAUUAUGGGAGAUGGGUGCUCUAUUACCACACACAUGAUUUCUGAUGUAACAGUGUCCAACCACAGUGCAGCCGAGGGAAAUCCUGCUAAUAGUGAGAUGGAUGUUAGAGUCACUGAUCCUACAUUUGAAUCUGGUGCAGCAACAACUGUCAAGGAGAAUAGAAGAGGAGAUAGAGAUAGUCAAGAGUUCGUACAAGUUCAAAACCGUUCUGUCUCUGACAUGACAGUUCCUGAUGCUACAACAGCUCCAGCACAAAGUUUAUUAUAUCACAGUACUCAUGGGGAUCUAAACUUUUCUGGCCCAAAAGCAUCUUCAGGGCAUAUUGCAUACUCUGGCAACAUUUCUAUGCGAUCUGAUAGUAGCACCACCAGUACUCGCUCCUUUGCCUUCCCAAUUUUACAAACAGAGUGGAAUACUAGUCCAGUGAAAAUGGCCAAAGCAAGGAAGCCGCGACGAUGGAGGAUGAGUCUUAUUUGCUGUAAAUUUUGAAGAUAUAUCUAUUAGGCUCUUUCUUCGAGUUUGUUCCCUUAUACCUAACUGACACUUUAUACCUCAAUGUUCAAUCAAUCUUUACCUUUUUUUGUU
This is a messenger RNA of Musa acuminata subsp. malaccensis (wild Malaysian banana), 2360 nucleotides long. RefSeq lists its product as uncharacterized. The record is from RefSeq and is a predicted model, not a curated record. NCBI's taxonomy places the organism in Eukaryota, Viridiplantae, Streptophyta, Magnoliopsida, Zingiberales, Musaceae. Gene Ontology annotation, biological process: regulation of asymmetric cell division.